UCCAAUUGGUCGAGCACAGCGUCAGCUGCCGCAGCAGGAACGCACGUGCUUCUCCGCGCAUUUCAAGAUCAAGAUGGCAGCCUCCGUAUGUCGGUGCUACGAGCUGAUUGGCAGAAAUGCCUUGGCUCUCAGCUCCCGGACUCUGGUCUCCUCAGUGUGGAGGGGAGAUCAUUACAGGUUGCAGAGGAGCCCAAGUGCAGCUGUGCAGGUGCGAUAUGCCUCAGGACGGAAAGGUUUUCUGGGAGAGUUUGUUGAUAACCUUCGUCAGGAGUUCAGUAAGAAUCAGGAGAUGAAGGAAAACAUAAAGAAGUUCAGAGAAGAGGCCAAAAGGCUCGAGGAGUCCGACGCCCUUCAGCAGGCCCGCAGAAAAUAUAAAUCGAUAGAGGCAGAGACAGUGAAGACAUCAGAGGUGUUUAAGAAGACCUUGGGCUCUCUAUCAGAGACCGUUAAGGAGAGUCUCGAGGAAGUGAGUCGUAGUGACAUCGGGAAGAAGAUCAAGGAAGGUGUGGAGGAGGCCACCAAGACAGCCAGAGGCUCUGCUGAGUCUUUAUCCAAGGGAGGAGAAAAACUGGGCCGGACCAACGCGUUCAAGGCCAUCUCACAGGGUGUAGAAUCCAUGAAGAAGGAGAUAGAUGUCGGUGACGCCGGCCCUUACAGGGCUCCUUCUCAGCUGAGGAAGAGGAGCGAUUUCUCAUCUAAAAGUGCAGAUGACGACACCAGAGUGUUCGAGGCCAACGAAGAGGCCAUGGGUGUCGUUCUUCACAAGGAUUCAAAGUGGUCCCAGCAGUGGAAGGACUUCAAGGACAACAACGUAGUUUUUAACAGAAUCUUCGAGAUGAAGAUGAAAUAUGAUGAAAGUGACAAUGCCCUCAUCAGAGCAUCCAGAGCUCUAACUGACAGAGUCACUGACUUCCUAGGUGGUCUCUUCUCUAAGACGGAAAUGUCCGAGGUGCUGACAGAGAUCCUGAAGGCAGACCCCAGCUUUGACAAAGAUUCUUUCCUCAAACAGUGUGAGAAAGACAUCAUCCCCAACAUACUGGAGGCGAUCAUCCGUGGCGAGCUGGAGGUAUUAAAGGACUGGUGCUAUGAAGCUACCUACAGUCAGCUUGCCCACCCCAUCCAGCAGGCCCGAGCUCUGGGGCUUCUCUUCCAGUCUAAAGUACUCGACAUCGAUAACUUAGAUCUGGCGAUGGGUAAGAUGAUGGAUCAGGGCCCUGUGCUGAUCAUCACCUUCCAGGCUCAGGUUGUCAUGGUGAUUCGCAGCCCCAAAGGAGAUAUUGUGGAAGGAGAUCCGGAGAAGGUGAUGAGGAUGAUGUAUGUGUGGGCGUUGUGUCGGGACCAAGAGGAGCUGAACCCCAGUGCUGCCUGGAGGCUCCUGGACAUCUCUGCCUCCAGCACAGAGCAGGUCCUCUAAGAGGAGGAGCAGGAGUACAGUGGCUCAUCUGGGGGACACAAACUGAGAUACAAACACAUACCUGGAAUAGCUGCACAUCCUUUAUACAUUAAGUUGAACAAAGAGAGAAGAGGGAAACCCUGCUGCUGUGUGAGAGAGUACCAUUUCCCCAUUUGUACUCAGAGGAUUUAUGUGCAAGCGUGCAUAUUUGACCACCCUCUGACAUGUAGAUCCAAUUAGCUUUGGAGAUAGUUUAUGACACAUUCAGUUAAGUUUGUCUGUGCAGUCUUCUGUACUGGUACGCUCAGUGUUUUGGAUUGCCUGGAGUAUAUAUAUACUGCAUAACUAAUUAAUUUCAGCGUGGAUGGACCUGCAUCUUCACCAGGAGCCUGCAUUGUUUCGUCUAAGCUGCAUAGCUCAUCAAUACUGGACGGCUGGUGGGCAGAUUGUAAAUAAUCCUGUUAUGACAGUGGU
Messenger RNA from Pundamilia nyererei, 1867 nucleotides. RefSeq names its product mitochondrial import inner membrane translocase subunit TIM44-like. Gene Ontology annotation, molecular function: protein-folding chaperone binding. The coding region runs from base 74 to 1414 and encodes 446 amino acids. Gene Ontology annotation, biological process: protein import into mitochondrial matrix. Gene Ontology annotation, cellular component: mitochondrial inner membrane. Lineage: Eukaryota; Metazoa; Chordata; Actinopteri; Cichliformes; Cichlidae. The record is from RefSeq and is a predicted model, not a curated record. The transcript has 13 exons.